Messenger RNA from Paramuricea clavata, 900 nucleotides. The record is from the annotation of a GenBank genome assembly. NCBI's taxonomy places the organism in Eukaryota, Metazoa, Cnidaria, Anthozoa, Malacalcyonacea, Plexauridae.
AUGACUGAAAUUACAGACCCAAACGUGUUAGAUCAGUUGGAAAACUUUGGAAAAGCAACGUGCUUAAUACGCGUGCCUGGUCAAUUGAAAGGCACGGGUUUUCACUUUGGCAGCGGAUGGGUAAUGUCUGUAGCCCAUAAUUUCCAAAAUGCUACAGAUACUCCACAGUUGCACAGUCUGUUAUCAAGGGCAACAUUCACCUUUACUGUCAAUGGAGAGCAUUAUAAUUUUGGCGCUCAAGAAAAUCGUAUGGCUUUUAUACACCACUUGCAACUAGGUCCAGGUAACCAAGUCGAUCCAAUCAACAUGGACAUCGCGAUGGUGAAACUGGGCAUUCAGUACCAACAAGGCCGUACAAAGGAAAGUGACUAUGAAGCUUGGGAAACAGGCGAACAACGUAAAUUAAAUAGCAUGAAUUUGAUUUGUUUUGCUGACAUAGAAGAGCGACAAGUCAUUGCUGGAAACCAAGUGUAUGCUAUCCACUAUGGUGGCGAUGAUGACAACAUGAAGAAAGAACAGCACACUAUCGUAGCCGUGACAAACACUUGGGCUGGCGAUACCAUAUCAGUCAUUCCAGUUAUCAAACUGCAGCGCCCAAUUCAAGCUGGAGCAUCGGGUUGUCCAAUAUUAAGUAAUGAUUUCAAGUUGGUGGGUCUUGGUUUCUGUGCUAAUAAUGCUAACGGUUUUGCCUUGCCGUGGAACGAUGGUAAUCAUAGUAUAAAACAAUAUAUCAGUGAUGGUGUUGAAAUUAUUGCACAAUUUGAAAGAUACCUGGCAUUGAAAGACAUACAGGCUCAAGUACAAGCCGGAGAAUUAAGGCAGACACUGCUGCAAAAGGCGGAACAGUUAGACCUAACAAUCUAUCUGAUGAAUGGUGUGAUUUUGAAUGGACCAAAUUAA